Molecule: messenger RNA, 6680 nt
Organism: Zalophus californianus (California sea lion)
Lineage: Eukaryota; Metazoa; Chordata; Mammalia; Carnivora; Otariidae
Gene: ST6GAL2
Product: ST6 beta-galactoside alpha-2,6-sialyltransferase 2
Exons: 6
Coding region: 480-2072 (530 amino acids)
Biological process (GO): carbohydrate metabolic process
Molecular function (GO): sialyltransferase activity
Source: RefSeq, a predicted model, not a curated record
GCCGCGCCGGCCCCGAGGCCGAGCCACCCGCCGCGCCUGCAGCUGCCGCCGGGCGCCGAGCGGCUCUGGCCCCGGGGAGGUGCUCCCGCAGGCCUCCCGGGACGCGAGCGCGGGUCGUUCGGAGCUCCGGUGGUGGCGCGGGGAGGCUGCUCCGCGGAGGCGGGGGCAGCCACCAGCAGGAGGAUCUGAGCCGCGCGCGCGGCGUCGGCAGCCCCCAAGUUCCGCGGCGUGCGUCGGGCGCCCCCGGCCCCAGGUCCCGGCUCCCGCGGGCGGCCGAGGGAGUGUGGGAGCGUGUGGCGCGCGCGCCCGAGCGGCUGCCGGGGAAUAAAAUGUGACACGCACGUCUCCGACUCUAGCGCCGCGCGGCCGGGGAGCGCCGAGCACCGCGGGAUCGGACGCUGCGAGGCGCGGCGUCCGGAGAAGGUUCAUUCGGCCACCCACCGCUUUAGGACACAAGGUGCUGACCCCAGAGACCUGCCAUGAAACCACACUUGAAGCAAUGGAGACAACGAAUGCUUUGCGGGAUAUUCGCCUGGGGGCUCCUCUUCGUGGUGAUGUUCAUUUACUUCACCGACAGCAACCCAGCUGAGCCUGCGCCCAGCUCCUUCUCCUUCCUGGAGACCAGGAGGCUCCUGCCCAUGCAGGGGAAGCAGAGGGCCAUCAUGGGCGCCGUGCAGGAACCCUCCUUGCUCCAGAGCGUGGGUUCACACAAGGGCCUGCUGGACGGACGCCCAUCGGGCCCCUUCCACAGGGCGCCGAGCGACCUGCCGCAGUGGGCCCAGGUGCAGGAUGGGUUUGAAAGUGAGGAAGAGUUCUUUUCAUCCCCGAUCGGGAGGAAAUCGCAAAGUGCUUUCUACCCGGAGGACGACGACUACUUUUUUGCCGCGGGUCAGCCAGGGUUGCAGAGCCACACUCAGGGCACGCCGGGGGCCCUCUCCCCCGGGGACCAAUGGCCGGUCGGGGGGGCUGCGCCAGCCCGCCAGGCGCGGAGAAGGCGGGCGGGGAAGAGGCAGCGGAAACCCGGCGGGAGCCUGGUGCUGGAGGACGGCGACGACGGGGACAGGCUCUACUCGUCCAUGUCCAGGGCCUUCCUCCACCGGCUCUGGAAGGGAAACGUCUCGUCCAAGAUGCUCAACCCGCGGCUGCAGAAGGCCAUGCAGGACUACCUGAGCGCCAACAAGCACGGCGUGCGCUUCCGCGGGCGGCAGGCGGCGGGGCUGAGCCGCGCGGAGCUGCUGUGCGCUUUGCGGAGCCGGGUGCGGGUGCGCACGCUGGACGGCAAGGAGGCGCCUUUCUCGGCGCUCGGCUGGCAGAAGCUGGUCCCCGCGGUGCCGCUAAGCCAGCUGCACCCGCGCGGCCUCCGGAGCUGCGCUGUGGUCAUGUCGGCCGGCGCCAUCCUCAACUCCUCCCUGGGCGAGGAGAUAGAUUCUCAUGAUGCAGUUUUGAGAUUUAACUCUGCUCCUACACGCGGCUAUGAGAAAGAUGUUGGAAAUAAAACCACUGUGCGCAUCAUUAAUUCCCAGAUUCUGACCAACCCCAACCAUCACUUCAUUGACAGCUCAUUGUAUAAAGAUGUCAUUCUGGUGGCCUGGGACCCUGCUCCUUAUUCUGCAAAUCUUAAUCUGUGGUACAAGAAGCCAGAUUACAACCUGUUCACUCCAUAUGUUCAGCACCGUCAGAGAAACCCAAAUCAGCCAUUUUACAUUCUUCAUCCAAAAUUUAUAUGGCAGCUUUGGGACAUUAUCCAGGAGAACACCAAGGAGAAGAUUCAGCCCAACCCACCAUCUUCCGGCUUCAUUGGAAUCCUCAUCAUGAUGUCCCUGUGCAGCGAAGUGCACGUGUAUGAAUACAUCCCGUCCAUCCGGCAGACGGAGCUGUGCCACUACCACGAGCUGUACUACGACGCGGCGUGCACACUCGGCGCCUACCACCCGCUGCUCUACGAGAAACUGCUGGUGCAGCGGCUGAACACCGGCGCCCUGGGCGACCUGCACCGCAAGGGGAAGGUGGUCCUGCCCGGGCUCCGGGCCGUGCGCUGCCCCGCGCCCAAGCCCGCCGGGCCGCCCUCCUGAAGAGAGGCUCUUGAGAAGCGAUGUGCAAUAAGGUACUACUGUUGUACUCUGAGUCACAGGAGCAUACUUGAAGAUCUCUUUUAGGCAAUGUAGUCUUCAGCCUUUAGACUGUAACUUAGCAGUGGCCCAAGAAUUCUUCUUUUUCUAAGCCAUUGAGUAUUUAUUACUGCUUGGAAUACAGAAAUGGAAUUUAAAAGCAAAAAAUGCUCAAGAAAGAUGCAAAAAAAAAAAAAAAAAGCUAAAAGAAGGGGGGCAAAUGAAUAACAAAUGGGUAUUGUACCUCCAGAAAUGUUAACCUUUUCUUAUGCCAUGGGCAUCCCUUAUGAGGGUUGGUUUGGGCUACAGGUUUCAGUGAUGUGCCUGACAUUAUGAAGUGGUUUAUACACCCAUGUUGAGGUACAGUAUCUGUAGCACCUACUGUGUCACUUGUACAUUCAUUCGUUAUUAAAGAUCUUAGCGUUUAUGACAAGCAUCUGAAUUAUCACUCAGAUGUGUUUAUUUUAACAGCAAAAUCUCCCAUAUAUGUUGAGAGAUGCGCAUGUUUGCAAACUGUUGCAUUCCCCCACUCUGUUUCCCAUUGCCCACCGAAGCUUUGCUCUUUGUGUAUCAGGACAGAUUUCUAAAACCAGAAAGCAUCCAUCUCGAGCAGUCCAAGGAAAAGCCAACCCUGGGGUAGCACUACAGAGGAGACACUUUGUUUUCCUGCAAUAUUUUCUUACUCUGGCAAGUAAAUACAAAAUCCCAGCUCCAGACUUCCUGCAUUGUACCUCCUCAGCUGCCAGUCCUCCCCCACAGCCCUUACACUGUUACACCCACGGACACUUGUGACCCCCUCCGCCAUGGGGGAGGGCUCUUUCCUUCCGAUCUAGAAGGAGGGAAUGCGGAGCCUUCACUCUGUGUGUCUAGGGAUGCAUACCUAUCUCUCUCCUGGAGAUUUCUUUCAGGUCAAUAUCAGCUGCUGGAACCCCAGCAAUGAUGGACUGGAUUUUCACUAAUUCUCUCUGCAGACAGAUAUUGAGGAACCCUGUCCCUGUUUUCACAGAUAUAUUUUUUGUCGGCCACAUACAAGCCAUAAAUAUAAAUAAAAUUGCGUGAAAACGUUGCUCUUUAACAACAAGGAAAAUCCCUAUAUGCUUAAGAGGCAAAGCCGGCUAGAGGGGAGGAAGUUAUCACCCCAAUACGUUAGCUAUAUUCAGAUCUGUUUUGUUCUGUUUUUAAGCUCAACUUUUAUCACUGAUGCAUUGAAAAACAAUUUUUUUUGCUAUGAAUGUAGUGGAACAAACAUUUUGGAAUACAUUAAUUAGACAUGUUACCUCUCUACAUAACCAAAACAUAGCAAUAGAGGUAAGACUUUUUAAAUCAAAUAUGUUCUCCCUUGCAAGUGCAUGAAUGUCAGGAGAGUUUAGUGGGAAGGUUUUUUUGUUCCGGGAUUGGUUUUUUCCUGAGUGCUCUCAAAACUACUUUCUUGAGCAAGAAUGGUUUACAGAAAUUGACAGCUUCUGUUUGGUGAGUCUAACUCCCCAGAAAUCGUGUUAGGUAAUAGGCAUCUCCUAUGGCUUAUUAUAAUAGUGAAGUAGAGGAGUAAUAAAAAAGUUUCAAUCAUGACAGCAUCCACGAGAAGCCCAUUUUGAGAGCUUUCUUUCCAGAUCUAUGAGAAGAAAUCGAUAAGUUUGUCCUACACAUUAGCUUAUCUGUGAGCUGACAUAGUCAAGACACUUUUCUCUCUGGUUUCCUGAAAGAGCUUAGUCUUGUCCCCACGUGUAGUGAGUAAGGAGUUCAGAUCAUGAGGUCAAUCUGAGCACGGUGAGCAGUCCUUCCAUGGCCUUGGUUCUCCCUGGACCUUCCAGCUCUGCUUUCAAAUGUCCAUGACACUGAAGUUCCUUUGAUAGUCUUCCUGGGGGAUUUCCUUCUGACCUUAUUACCCAGGACAUUCCCCUUUGGUGACAAAAGAGCUUGGUGAGAGGAAAAUUCAUUGGGGGUCAAUAUAAAUAUUCAAGUUCAAAAGCCCCAGAAAACACUUCAAAGAUUUUUAAAUAAUAUUUUGUUGUAAUGCAUGUACUUUUAAAAGGUGCUUGCAGUCUCACUGAUGUUAUAAGAAAGACUGAAGAGCAUAAAGGAAAUCUAAUUAAAAUUUUUGAAUUUAUUAUGGCCUUAAAGACUCUUGGGAAUCAGGGUCUGUUAAACAUUCAGAAAAUGUGGUACACAUAUUAAUAUAGCAUGGCUGGGCAUUCUUCUGUUUGAAAGUUUAAAUUGUUUAGCCUCCCAAAAAGAUCAGGCUGUUGUAGUUAACAUGAUGACUGCAUCUAGUAUUAGCUAAAUUGGUCCUAAGUGGCAGUAUUUUGCCAGACAUUGAUUAAGUCCUUCUAGGCUACAUUUACUGAACUGCUGUAAACACACAGUUCUUCCGUGGAGUAGUGGACAAUAAAUGCUGUCCUAGUACAUUUCUCCCAGGCUCUGUCCCUCCCAAAAUGCUCCAUCCGCUUCUAGAAGGGACGCUGAUACAGUUUUUAAGGUGCAACCUGAAGCCAUUAGGUGUCUCAAGAUAAUUUCACUCCAUCUUUUGUGGUGGUUGCUGUUACCACAAAGAAACAAAUAUUGACCAAGAAUGACAACUCACCUUUGUCUAGGUUCUUGCUAACUAGUUCCCCAGUCCCUCUACCAGCUAUGAGAGUGGGGUUUAACAGGUGUCCGAUGCUCACUGUCUGCAGGGAAUACCCGUGCUGGCCCCGUGUACCUGACCUUCCCCACUAAGUCUGUACAGGGCUGCUUUUAUCAAGAACUGUGUGCAGAGGCCAAGAGACAAUCAAUUAAAAGUUGCAUAUAUGCAUCAUGCAACAUCAAGGGCAUGUAUUAAGCCACGUGAGGGACUUUGGUGCCUGUUUCAAUUACUGGGUCUUUCCUUUCUGCCUGGACACAGAGUUCCGGGAGCCCUGCUUCAGUCACAGCCCUUCGCGUGUCUCAUGCCCUCGUUCUCUAAGCCAGAUAUUUAAUCAAUCCUGAACUCACCAGUAAUCAUCUGUCAUUGUAGCUGGAGCAUCUGGACAAAGCGAUGCUGAAAUAAUAGUUAGCAUUUUCAAAAUUGGGAAAUAAAAGUAACUGUUUAAAGCUACCACGGGGUUGCUCCAUUACAUGUUUAUGAGCCAGUUCGUUCUGGUGGAACAGAUUAAUACCUUAUGUGGUUGGCUGACCCUUCCGGGCAGGAGCACUUACAACCACUGAAUUAAUUAGGUCCUGUUUGGCUGCAUUAAGUGGGAUCAGUCUCACGUGAGUAAUGGCAUAUGAUGGAAGCAUUUUCUAUGCACAAAUGACAUGAUGAAAGUUCUCUCUCCAGCCUCUCUUAGAGAUUAACACACAGUGCGUGUUUGAGGCUGGUAGGCAAAGUGACCUGGUCCCAUUUCUGCUUGGCUAUGGGAAGAGACUGAGAGAGGGAGGAGAAAAUUAUCGAGAAAUCCAUGACAGGCCAAAUAGUCCCUAUAUUCUGUCAUGUUGUCUGAUUCGACUUCCCACUUUCUGAUAGCUUAGAGCUCUUACUCAGUUAUUACAGUUGCAUUGAGAGAUCAAUUGCUUAGGUAAAAUGUGCCUGAGUUCAAACUCUUUUUUUAUACUCUGGACAUUUCCAUUGUGAAAAUAUCCUGCAUGUCCUUGUCACUUGGGCAUUAUUUACACAAUUGGUAAACGAAAGGUAUCUCUCUGUGAAUUCAAGGAUAAAAUAUAAGUUCUGAUUCUUGUUUUAUUAAAUGAAUGAAGCCUUUUAGUAAGAAAUAAUAAUCCAGCAUAGUCCUCUACAAGCUUGGAAUGAUAGAAUUUAAAGAAUUAAAGACACUGCUCUAGUUCUUUCUUUUGUUAUGAAAGUGUGCACGUAGAUAUAGUUAUAUAAUUGUAUAUAUACGUAUCUACACACAUGGUUGGUUUUAUAUUGUCUUUUUUCAUCAAACUUUAUUCCUGAAGCCUUUACAGUAAAUUUUAUUUUAAUUAUGCAAAUGCCAAUUUUUUAAUAGAAGAAAGCAAAUGUUAGAUGUCCUUCUAUUAAAAAAAACAUUCUGUCUUCCCACACACUGAUAUUCUACACACCCUGGGUGUGUAUAAAAGUAUGGCAAAAAUAUUUAAAAGGCGCUGUGCAGGUAGAACCAUUACCUGAACAUCAUAGCUUCAUCAGAAGCCCAAUGGAGCACUGAAUGUUGACGGAAAGGUUAUUUAUUAUAGCUCAUGGUUUUUACGAGGUUGGGGGGGGGAAUUGAAUAUUGGUUCUGUGGAAAACAGUCUUCUUACUAGGUAGGUUUCAAACAAAUUAACUGCACUGGUAAUGCUAAAAACCUAACAUUUAUGAUACCACACAUCCUGUUUUAUGCUAGCUAAAAAUACUUAUGAAAUUUUUCCUGUGGGAACCAGUGAACUUUUUUAACAGCUUUCAGAAUUUUUUUGUAUGGUAAUUUUUAAACUGCAAUGUGUACUCUUCCAAUUAAUUAAGGCCUGAGGUUUUUCCAGGAGUCACAUUUUAAAAAAGUGUUUGUAUACAUUUUAACACCUUUGAUAUUUUCUAUUUUGGUUUUGUAUAUUUUUAUGUAUACACAGUGUACAGACUUUUUUCUUGUAAAUAAAACAUGUUUU